Molecule: messenger RNA, 729 nt
Organism: Penicillium manginii
Lineage: Eukaryota; Fungi; Ascomycota; Eurotiomycetes; Eurotiales; Aspergillaceae
Exons: 2
Coding region: 1-729 (242 amino acids)
Molecular function (GO): nitronate monooxygenase activity
Source: RefSeq, a predicted model, not a curated record
AUGACUACUUUUACUUCAUUGAAGACUCGGCUCCCAUGGAUACAGGCUCCUCUCAUCGCCAAUACCCCCAUGAGUGGUGUGGCCACAGGUGAGCUAGCAACAGUCGUCACUCGCGCCGGUGGCCUGAGCCAAAUCGGAUAUCUAGACGACAUGCACACUCUGUCCAAAGAGCUAGACUCUACAACAAAAGAGCUUAAAGAUAUCAUUUCCAUUCUACCUGAUCCAGAUCAAUUACCAAUCGGACUCGGGGUAAUUGUAUUCGGAUCUCCAAUCGAUGCAUGGAUGCGACUAUUUGCAACAUAUAAGCCUGCCGUUGCAGGGCUUUCGUUCGCCGGAACAAGCGAAAUGAGGACUUGGGCGGAGGGUAUUCGGAAACUUUCACCCAAAACCGACAUUUGGGUGCAGCUCGGAAGUGUGCAGGCUGCGGUGGAUGUAGCUCAGGCUUCCGGAGCAAGCAUCGUGUCUCUCAUCCCCGAGACUGCGGAUGCACUUCAAAAGCUGGAAAUCGAAAUUUCCUUGAUCGCUGCGGGGGAAAUCAUGGAUGGAAGAGCAACCGCCGCGGCACUUACUCUAGGUGCUUCGGGGGCAGUGAUGGGAACACGAUUCCUUGGAGCCGUCGAGUCCCACAUUCCUCAAAUAUGUCGCGAUGCUGUAUUCAGUGCCUCUGAUGGCGGUCAGUCUACCGCGCGAUCUCGUGUCUUCGACGAAAUCUGGGGCCCUAAUUUCUAG